GUUCUCCUCUUGAAUCCACUCGAUUUUACAAUUAAGACCUAAAUAUGUAAGAAUAAGACAGAACAAAUAUCAUUAUUUUAGAUAAACGUCCUAGCCGUUUAUGUGCAUUAUAACCCAGAGCAGGCUCGCAUGCUAAUAACCACGGGUUGCAAUCUCAUAAAUCCUAAUAAUGAUUUAUGUCAUACUUUUUAUCAUCACCCUUAUUGGUGACAAUAUUGGUCAAAUCAUUUACGAGAACAUGGGGGAUGACAAAUCUACUGAUGCAAUGAAAACCUGUUACAAGGAAUUUCAUAAAAGAGAACUGUUUCUUGAAAACCAAGUUAACAAAUUAACAAAGGAGGUGCAGUCCAUAAAAGGAUGGACUGUGUUCAUGAACUCAGAGUAUUGGUUGGGUCGCAAUGAGGUUACUUGGGAUAAAGCCAAGUUAAAUUGCAUGGCAGAGGAUGGUAAAUUAGUUGAAAUUGAAUCAAAUGCAGAAGAUACCUUCGUUCGGGCUUUAGCUAUGGAGUUAACAAAAACGGUUUGGCUAGGAGGGACUGACGUCGGGACAGAAGGACGAUGGGUGUGGGGGUCCGACAGAUCCCCAUUUACAUACAGCGCAUGGAACAGAGCCAAAGGACAGCCGAAUAACUACAAUAAUCAGGACUGUCUCAGUCUUUAUCGUCCUUACAACCUAACGUGGUGUGACGAGAAAUGCGAAACAAGAUACCAAUACAUCUGCGAAAAGGAGAUUGCUCAAGAUUCAUAGAAAGCAAACAUCUUCUGCUCGACAAAGAUUGUGUUCAUCAUGUUUUGUUUGUUUUAAUUUGUUUUUUUUUUUUCACAGGUGUUUUUGUCGUCUUGCUUUAAACAUUGAUAUGUUAAUUAAAAGUGAUGGUCUUCAAACAUGUCUUUUUAUUCAAAUUGAC
This is a messenger RNA of Magallana angulata, 908 nucleotides long. RefSeq names its product perlucin-like protein. NCBI's taxonomy places the organism in Eukaryota, Metazoa, Mollusca, Bivalvia, Ostreida, Ostreidae. Gene Ontology annotation, molecular function: signaling receptor activity. The coding region runs from base 170 to 748 and encodes 192 amino acids. The record is from RefSeq and is a predicted model, not a curated record. The transcript is spliced from 6 exons.